This is a messenger RNA of Endocarpon pusillum Z07020, 4341 nucleotides long. RefSeq lists its product as uncharacterized. Lineage: Eukaryota; Fungi; Ascomycota; Eurotiomycetes; Verrucariales; Verrucariaceae. Gene Ontology annotation, molecular function: ABC-type oligopeptide transporter activity; ATP binding; ATP hydrolysis activity. Gene Ontology annotation, biological process: transmembrane transport. The record is from RefSeq and is a predicted model, not a curated record. Gene Ontology annotation, cellular component: membrane. The transcript is spliced from 3 exons. The coding region runs from base 1 to 4341 and encodes 1446 amino acids.
AUGGGUAAGGAUUUGGAUGAAGAGGAGGAACAAUUGACUGCACAGCCGGCAAAGACUGGAACUACAAAGUCAGAAUGGAAGUCUCUUUUCAACUUCUCCUCACACCAGCAUGUGCCCAUCCUAAUCGUCGCCCUCAUUCUUUCGACAGCCGCUGGUAUCACCGGACCAGCUCUUGCGCUCUUCUUUGGCAAGAUUUUUGAUGCGUUUUCUGCCUACGGAUCUGGCGCAGUUGACGGUGACGCGCUGAUGCAAAAGGUUUCUAAAGAUGCUAUUGCGCUUUGUGUGCUUGGAUGCACGGUCUGGCUGGUCAAGGGAGGCUAUUUUGCAUUAUGGAUGGUGUUUGGCGAGAUGCAAGCGAAGAAUGCACGAGAUCUGCUGUUUCAAAAUCUGUUGGAGAAGGAUUUCGAAUGGUACGAGAUGCGUACGAGUGGAAUAGGAGCGCUGCUACCACGACUACAAACGCAGAUUCGCGAACUCCAGAUAGGCACGGCUCAGCCUUUAGGCUUCUCGGUUGAAUUCAUCGUGCAAGCGUUUGCAUCUCUCGGACUGGCCUUAUACACAUCGUGGAAGCUUACUCUGGUGAUUCUGGCUGCCCUGCCCGUGGCGGCAGUCAUAAUGUCAUUUAUCAAUUCUAUGAUGCAGCCAAGUAUCCUCGCGCAAGAAGUCGAACUUUCUUUAGCCUCCAAAUUCGCCAAUAGUGCUCUCUCAGCGAUUGAUACCGUCAAAUGCUUCAACGGUCAAGCCCAUGAGCUUGAGCAGUACAGAUCAGUUGUCAUGGCAGCCGCAAAGCAUUACAUGAAGCAGGCUCUGUCUAAUUCACUUCAAAUCGGGUUCGUACGUUUUGUGACUACGGCGAUGUUUGUCCAAGGGUUUUGGUAUGGUGGUCAUCUCGUAAGGACAGGCAAAGCUUCUGCAGGCGAUGUGCUCACCACGUUCUGGGCUUGUCUUAUGGCCACCAAAGCCAUUGAAGAUAUCCUGCCCCAUAUGAUUGUCCUCGAAAAAGGACGAGCCGCAGGCGCCGCCAUGAAAACCAUCCUUGAACAAAUGAGUCGGGGACUGAAAGUCGACUGCAGAACAAACCAGUCUACACCAAAGUUCUGUGAGGGAGAUCUCGUAGUGCGUGAUGUUUCUUUUGCCUAUCCAUCCCGGCCAGACAAUCUGGUGCUGAACGAGUCAACUUUCUUCUUCCCAGCUGGAGAGACGACUUUCGUGGUGGGCAAAAGUGGUUCGGGGAAAAGUACGCUUGGAAACUUGUUGAUGCGAUUUUACGAGCCAACUGCUGGCAAGGUAUUUGUGGAUGGCACAUCGAUCGGCGAGCUUGAGAUCAACUGGCUACGUAACAAUAUUACGCUUGUGCAACAGCAGAGUAUACUCUUCAACGAGACUAUUUUCAAGAACAUUUCCUUCGGGCAACGUGACCACUAUCGGGUCACCAAGGAGCAAGUCGAAGUCUGCGUUGAUCUUGCAGCCCUUCAGUCUACCAUCAACGAAAUGCCUCACGGCCUCGAUACUGAGGUCGGGAGUGGUGGUAAUGCCUUGAGUGGGGGUCAGAAGCAAAGAAUUGCUGUGGCGAGAGCAAGAUUGCGAGAUACUCCGAUCUUGGUUCUCGAUGAGUCAACCAGUGCUCUGGAUUAUAUCAGCCGGAAAGCUGUCAUGGAAGCGAUACGCGAGUGGCGCCGGGGGAAAACCACGAUCAUCAUUACUCACGACAUUUCCCAGAUCAAACAAGAGGAUUUCGUAUACGUCCUUGAGAACGGACGGAUUAUCGAGGAGGGCUAUCGACAUGCAUUGCCUUCAUUGGAGAAGGUAGCAUCCGACACAUUGACCACCCCAACCAUUGCCUCUUCAGGACAUUUCGAUUUUGGUUUCCAAGCAAGACCAAGUCUAGUUCCACAGCAUACUCGAUACAGUAAUAUAGCUGUGGAUACACGAAGGUCUAUGAUGCGAAGAGAUUCGAUAGAAAUGCAGCUGGACAGCAUUGCUGAAAGUUCCCGUAAUCCACGGCCACCAUCCAUGGGCACUGCAGGUGUGCAUGCACGGCCUGUAGCACGGAAACGCUCAUCUGCCGGCAAUGUAUUGGACGCGAUCAGAGGACGGCCGGUGUUGCCUGCAACACCGAGAACUUCCGCUUACCUCCUAACGUCCAAUCCGCUUGAGAUAGGGCAGUUGCAUUCAGCCAAUCCUAGGACGCUCAACCUGCACCGAGCUCUAUCUCGCAGUGGUCGACCCAUGAGUAUGCACCAAGCUAUGACAAUGAAUAGCAUUUACGGAGACUCAAUGCUGCCAACCAACCACUCCAACUUGAAGCGAGCACCAACCUUCCAAACCAAUCGCCGUGUAUCGGCCAGGGCUUCUCUAACGCCUUGGAGCAAUUGGAAGCCAUCAGAAGUGGGAGCAGAUGGAACACUACGAACCCAACCCGUUUCUUCUAUUCGGUCCAUUCUACAAACAGUGUGGCCUACUCUCUCUCGACCCAAGCGGGUACAGUUCAUCCUUGGUUUCACUUCUGCCCUUGUACAUGCUGCAGGUCCACCUGUCUUCUCCUAUAUCUUCUCCCAACUGCUAGGCACAUUUUUCAUCACGGAGGGCCAAGCACGGAAAUCCCUGAUUUACUCCAUGGCCAUCCUUGGUAUCGCCGUCGUUGACGCUCUCUCGGAUGGAAGCAUGCACUAUCUCCUGGAAGGGUGUGGUCAAGUCUGGGUCGAUCGUCUUCGAUUGCAGGCUUUCGAAAGGAUACUUGAUCAACCAAAGGCCUGGUUUGACAUGCAAGAAAAUAGCCUGUCAAGCCUUACCAGCUGCCUCGACCGGAACGUCGAAGAGAUGCGCAAUCUCGUUGGGCGCUUCGCCCCGUUUAUUGUUGUCGUUGCAGCGAUGAUGACCAUAGCUACGGUCUGGUCUCUCGUGGUGUGCUGGAAGCUGACGCUGGUUGGCAUUGCUGCAGCUCCAUCUCUAUACUUCGUUACCAAAGGAUUUGAUGCUGUAAGCAGCAAGUGGGAGAAUCUCACCAACGAAGCUGGCAAUGAAGCUGGAGCCAUCUUCGUGGAGACCUUUACAGAUAUCCGUACAGUGCGAGCCUUGACGCUGGAAUCCUAUUUCCACAAAAAAUACAACAAAGCAACCUCCCAAGCGCUGAUCGUCGGCAUCAAGCGGGCCGCUUACUCUGGCUUCUGCUUCGGUGCAUCCGACUCGGCCAUCAAUUUCGUCACGGCCCUCGUCUUCUGGUACGGUGCGAAGGUCGUACAAGAAGGAGACUUCUCGGUCAAGUCAAUCCUCACAGUCUUCUCCAUGCUCCUCUUCAGCACGGCCAACGCUACCGCAGUAAUAGCCUUCAUCCCGCAAAUCUCCUCGUCGACAGACACGGCAACCCGGCUCCUCCGUCUGUCCAACCUGCCCCUCCAUAAAUCCCACGAACACAGCGGCACCAUCAAACUCAACACCGCUGACCCAGACAUCGUCUCCGGCCCCAUCAAAUUCAUCAACCUCACCUUCGCCUACCCUAUGAUGAAGCCUAGCCGCGGCCCCUCCGCACCCGCCCUCUCAAACCUGAACCUCACAAUCUCCAGCGGCACCUCCACAGCUGUGGUCGGGGCAUCCGGCUCCGGAAAAUCCACCAUCGCCUCCCUCUUACUCGGCCUCUAUCCGCCGACGCCCAACCCUACCAGCCGCCCCAACUCCACCUUCUCCCCACCACCACCACCCAAUCUCCUCAUCUCAGGCCACAACAUCACCACCCUGCACAUGGCCACACUCCGCACCCACAUAUCCAUCGUCCCCCAAACGCCCACCAUCUUCCCCGCCAGCGUCCGGCAAAACAUCAGCUACGGCCUCCCCCUCCUCUCACCCCUCACCACCACAUGCUCCAUCCACACCGCCGCAACCCGAGCCGGCAUCCACGACUUCAUCCUCAGCCUACCCCGGGGCUACGAAACACUCAUCGGCGAGGGCGGCUUAUGUGUUUCCGGCGGCCAAGCCCAGAGGAUCGUGAUCGCUCGAGCGCUGGUCCGGAGACCGCGGGUGCUGGUGCUGGACGAGGCGACGAGCGCGCUGGAUGGCGAAAGUGCCGACGUCAUCCGCCACACCGUCGUUGAUCUGAUCGCGGAGAGUAGGCGGGAAGUCAGGACCGGUGCGGGGGAUGGUGGCAAGGGGGGAGGCGGAGCCGGGAUGACGGUCCUGAUCAUCACGCAUUCCAAGGAGAUGAUGGCCUGCGCGGAGAACGUGGUCGUGCUGGAGAAGGGAACGGUGGUCGAGGAGGGGAGGUAUCGGGAUCUGAUCCGCAGAGAGGGGGGCAGGCUGUGGAGCAUGUUAAGGAGUCAUGGCUACGAUGAUGGCGGGAUUGCUUGA